AUAAUUGGUUGUUGAGAAAAUCAAACAUUAAGUUGGCCGGUCGCGUUGGCGCAUGAAAGUGGCCAGCUCGGUGUACAUUCACGUUACCGAUAAAAAAUCUUCACUUUUCCUACCUAAAACAACGCCUAACCGUAUUAGGUUAGAUAAAACCAGGGUCAACAACAAGGGUCACGAUGCCCUCAGAAUCUUCCAUAUAACCGGUCCGGUCAGAUCGAUCUAAUGAACAAAAUGUGCUACCGAUCGGUAUCGAUAUCGGAAUAUCGGACCGGUCCGGACCGGUAUCUGAUCGAUUGGUUACUCUGAUAUGAGGCCAAAAGGGUAUCUUUAUCAGGGUCUAGCAAAUAACUUGCUAGACGUCCUGCCGUGGGCUAUUGUCUGCCAGGUCGCUGAUCUUCAAGAGGGUAACAGGUGGACUUAUUACUGCUUGGUCUUGGUGGAAGUUUUUGAUAGCGGCCUUGAUUUAGUGGAGGCUUCAACUUUGGUGAAGGGCAGAGCGAAUUUGGAUAAAUGGCAUGAUGUGGUCAUCAAUAAUAGCCAGGAGAGGGUGUUGUUUAUUGCUACCUUAACAGUAAAGUCACGAAUAGUACAGUUCUAAAUGAGGGAGAAGUACCUUAUAUAUUUAGAGAGCAGAGAAUUACCCGUCAAAUACACAUGCCGAUGCACGACUGGAACGACUUUCUCAACCAGACGUGGUAAAAGCAAUAUGAUGCAUAAAAGCGAAACAAGGCCCUUCCCUAGCCAGGCCCAAAC
This is a messenger RNA of Pseudomassariella vexata, 750 nucleotides long. RefSeq lists its product as uncharacterized. The transcript has a single exon. NCBI's taxonomy places the organism in Eukaryota, Fungi, Ascomycota, Sordariomycetes, Amphisphaeriales, Pseudomassariaceae. Bases 305 to 595 code for a protein of 96 amino acids. The record is from RefSeq and is a predicted model, not a curated record.